CACAGUUCUCUUCAUACAUCCUGCCUUUACUGCAGCUCACUGACAUGGAGUUCUCUCCCGGACUCCUCACUCCUUUUCUUCUUGCUCUUUUCUUGAUUUUUUUUAUAAGAAAGUUGUUUGGGAAGACAGGAGACCUUCCUCCAGGUCCCAGACCUCUGCCGAUCAUAGGAAACUUACUACAGCUCAAGAGUCGAGAGAUACACCAACCCAUACUGGAGCUCAGUAAGAAGUAUGGACCCGUCUACACGCUGUAUAUAGGCCCAAAGCCUGCUGUGGUGCUCUGUGGAUUCCAAGCUGUGAAAGAAGCCCUUGUGGACAAUGGGGACAAGUUUAGUGGACGAGCAGAGUUCCCGAUAGUAGAUCUAACCAGCAAAGGAUACGGCAUUGCAUUCAGUAAUGGAGAACGCUGGAAAGAAUUGAGGAGGUUUUCGCUCAGCACUCUACGUAAUUUUGGAAUGGGAAAACGAAGCAUUGAGGAGCGGAUUCAAGAAGAGAUUCAGUGUCUGCUAGAUGUUUUUCAAGAAAAAAAUGGUUCCCUCUUUAGCCCAGCGUUUCUUCUCCGCCGCUCCAUCUCUAACGUCAUCUGUUCUGUCAUCUUUGGAGAAAGAUUUGAGUACACGGACCCCAAGCUACAGACGCUGCUAGACCUUGUCGCUGAGAAUCUCAGAAGGGUGGACAACAUUUGGGUUCAGUUGUACAAUUUCAUACCAUCAAUUCUAAGCUAUUUCCCGGGGCCUCAUCACAAGCUGCAGGAGAACUACCAAGCACAGCUGGACUAUGCAGAAGCCAUAGUGCGGGAACACGAGGCAACACUGGACCCCGCUGCCCCCCGAGACUAUGUUGAUGCUUUCCUCAUAAAGAUGCAACAGGAGAGCAAGAAUCCACAUUCAGAAUUCAAUCUACCAAAUUUACUUUCUUCAUCGCUGGAUAUAUUUUUUGCAGGACAGGAAUCCGUCACCAGUACUCUGGGAUAUGGACUUCUAAUUCUAUUAAAGUAUCCAAAUAUAACAAAAAAGGUCCAAGCUGAGAUAGUAGAUGUGAUUGGAAGGACACGAAGGCCUUGUAUGGAAGACCGAGCCAAAAUGCCCUACACUGAAGCUGUCAUCCAUGAAUUCAUGAGAUUCAUUGACUUCUUUCCUCUUGGUGCCCCCCAUGCUGUGACAGAGACUACUAUUUUUCGGGGUUACACCCUACCUAAGGGUACUAUGAUCUUCCCAUUCUUACAUUCUGUACUGUAUGACCCAACUGUGUUCAAAAGUCCCCAUGAAUUUGAUCCUGAACACUUUCUGGACGAAAAUGGGUUGUUUAAGAAAUACGAGGGCUUCAUGGCCUUCUCUGCAGGAAAGAGAGCUUGUCCUGGGGAAGGCUUGGCACGCAUGGAGCUAUUCCUGUAUUUGACAUCCAUCUUUCAGAAGUUUGACAUACGCUCUGACAUCCCUCCAGAAGACAUAGACCUUUCCCCCAAAUACAGUGGCCUUGGAAAAAUGGCUCCAACUUUCCAAAUUAGAUUUAUCCCUAUAUUAGAUAAUGAGUAAAUUUCAGACUUUUGCUGCGGAUACUUCCCAAGAAUACCUCUUAUUGGAUCACAAAGGAUUGUUAUUCCUCUUUUCUAAUUCUUUUUUUCCUUACCUAAUAAGUAAGAUUUUUAGUGUGCAAAAUUAGAAGAAAAUAAAACGUAUA
Hyla sarda is the source of this 1680-nucleotide messenger RNA. Its product is annotated as cytochrome P450 2B1-like. Bases 45 to 1535 code for a protein of 496 amino acids. Gene Ontology annotation, molecular function: heme binding; iron ion binding; oxidoreductase activity, acting on paired donors, with incorporation or reduction of molecular oxygen, reduced flavin or flavoprotein as one donor, and incorporation of one atom of oxygen. Gene Ontology annotation, biological process: xenobiotic metabolic process. The transcript is spliced from 9 exons. Gene Ontology annotation, cellular component: cytoplasm; intracellular membrane-bounded organelle. NCBI's taxonomy places the organism in Eukaryota, Metazoa, Chordata, Amphibia, Anura, Hylidae. The record is from RefSeq and is a predicted model, not a curated record.